AAAAUUAAAUUUGUAAUUAUUCUGUGAUCAUAAUCUUUAAAAAACACUUUUUGGUUUUGUGCAACCACAUAAGUAAAUAUUUUGUUUUGUACUACGGCAAAUAUGAUUGGAUUGAAACAAAAACGACCCAAGACACUUAACCUUUGUAGAAUUUGUUUAACUUACAGUCCUUCAAUGAGAGAAAUGUCUGAAGCUGGUUGUGGAAUUUCAACGAUACGGGAAAUUCUUGAGAAAGUUAUGUGUUGUGAGAUUAUAAUCAAUCAAAAAACCCCUAAUACGAUUUGUUCAGUUUGUUUGAGCUUACUGAAAAUAUCUUAUGAUUUCAAGAAGCAGUUUGAAGAAACACAAACAAAAAUAUUUGGGAAUUGGAAUGACAAAAACAAAAUUCAUGAAAUUGAAUCAGAACGCAGCAAUGAAGUAGAAUUGAUUGUUGGGGAUAAUAAUUUUGGUUUGAAGGAUAUAUUGAUAGUUGAAAAAGAUGAAAAAGUUGAAGAUUAUUCACAAUUCAUAAACAAUUUGGGAAAAACUGUAACUGUUGAGUUCUCAACUAAACCUUCAUCGAAAGGGCAUUCUCUUGAAGAAACUAAUGAUACAGAACAUAACAACACAAAUGCCAAUAUUACUGACAUACAAAUAAUGAAUGAUCAAUUAAAUGAUAUGAUUGACAAUGAUGAAUAUGAAACUAUAAUUAUUGAGUGUGUGUCUGAUAAUGAUGAAUCAUUUCUGAAUCAAGAUGAAUAUGCACAAAGUCCUUCAGAUGCAGCAAAAAUUAACUCUUUCAUUAUAGAAGGUAAUGGAGUUGAUUAUCAAGUGGUAGAUGGAGACAUAACAAAUAGAAAAAAUGUAAACUGGAGUUCGACAAAUUUAGGUGAUUCUAAGCCAAGAAGGAAGAAGAAAGACAAAAUAGAAAUGAAAGAUAUUGAAAAGUUUAUUAUUUAUGGAACAGGAGAAGAAGAUAGACCUAAUGGAUUUAGAUGUGGAUUUAUCGGAAGUUCUAGUCUUUCACCAAGAAUCGAAGAGAAUGCAUCAGAUAUAAUUGGAGAUAAUAAGAAUACUGACCAAAAUAACUUGCAUAAAAAUGACAAAAUCUCAAUGAAUCAACAUGGAGAUCAUAAUUCAGAAGGAAAUUCAAACAUAAUGAAAAAAAUGGUAAAUGAUAAAUAUGUUUGUGAGAAAUGCUCAAUAUCUUUUGAUUCUGCUAGAAUCUUGAAAAGGCAUUUGGUUUCUGUACAUGAAAUUCAAAACGAUGUUAAACCAAGGAUAUGUAACAAUAAAAGAAAGCCAAGAGAAGUUCAAAUGAAACGUAGAAUACAAAAGUUAAAGGAAAGAUUUAAGAAAAAUCCUAUGUUGUGCCAAAUAUGUGGUUAUAUUUCAAGAUCUUCUGGUGGAGCUAGGUAUCAUUCCUUAACACAUGGUGAAAAGGCUUAUAAAUGUGACUUGUGCCCUAAAAAAUUCUACACACCAAGUCAUUUGAAAAAUCAUUUAGUCUAUAAGCAUGAAAGGCAAACAACCAGGGCGAAGCAUCUUUGUUCUAUAUGUGGUGAAUAUAGAAACUCGUCUACAGCUCUCCUCUAUCAUAUGAAAUUGCAUACAAAUGAUGCAAAAAAAUAUUCAUGCCCUAUUUGUAAUAUAAGAUUUUUAAUGAAAAGUGGCCUGCAAACCCAUAUCAGGAGACAUCUGGGAGAUCGUAGAUUUCCUUGUAAUAUAUGUGAUAAAUCAUUCUUUAGUGGUAAUGAGAGGAAAAAACAUAUUAUGGUACAUACAGGAGAGAGACCAUACAAAUGCAAAUAUUGUGAAAAAAGAUUUGGUUCUACAUUUAAUCAGAAGAUUCAUAUGAUGACUCAUAAUGGACCUCAUUUAUGUAAAAUUUGCCUAAAGGGAUUUGUUAGUGAAGAAAUGUUGAAAUUGCAUUUCAAGUACUACAGGCAUCGUACAUUUUCAAGUAAUUUGGUGGAAUCAUUUGAAGAAAGUCCUGAAUUAGUUGGUUCGGUGAAGGACGAGAAAUACGAGUAUGAUAAAUACGAACUCAUGAUUCAGUCUCCAGGAAGUUGCCCAGAUGAUGUGGUAUUGGAGGACUUGAGUUUACUUGAUGCUACAGAGGGAGAUCCUUUAAACUUUGACGAUGAUGACUGAAAAUAUGGGGGUUUGCAUGUAGUGGAUACUGAUCUGAUUUUUUCAUAUAUAUUCAAAAGGGCUGUAUGUACUAUUUCUUUUCGUUUUCGAUUUUCUUCAGACUUCCUGUAUUCUUCAAAUACCAUUUCCAAUUCAAUAUGACUGAAAGAUGAUAUAAAAUUUAAAAGAAUUAUUCUUGAUGAAGGUCAUGUUAUAUUGGAAACAUUGAAAAAUUUGCAGAAAUUCUUCACAAUUGUAUAUCUAUUCCUAGAAAUGAAUAUAUCUUAACGAUAUACCCAUUAUUGUAUAGUCUGAAAAUGUUUCAAUACUCUUCAUUGUAAAUUUUGAGAGUGAAAUGAAAAUUUCAUUUCAAUUAACAUCAAAUGUAAAUAUAUGAUGUACAUAUUA
Molecule: messenger RNA, 2520 nt
Organism: Harmonia axyridis
Lineage: Eukaryota; Metazoa; Arthropoda; Insecta; Coleoptera; Coccinellidae
Product: zinc finger protein 37-like
Exons: 10
Coding region: 103-2133 (676 amino acids)
Biological process (GO): regulation of transcription by RNA polymerase II
Cellular component (GO): nucleus
Molecular function (GO): DNA-binding transcription activator activity, RNA polymerase II-specific; RNA polymerase II cis-regulatory region sequence-specific DNA binding; zinc ion binding
Source: RefSeq, a predicted model, not a curated record